Molecule: messenger RNA, 5003 nt
Organism: Armigeres subalbatus
Lineage: Eukaryota; Metazoa; Arthropoda; Insecta; Diptera; Culicidae
Gene: Pdzd8
Product: PDZ domain-containing protein 8
Exons: 9
Coding region: 639-3548 (969 amino acids)
Biological process (GO): mitochondrial calcium ion homeostasis
Cellular component (GO): mitochondria-associated endoplasmic reticulum membrane contact site
Molecular function (GO): protein binding; lipid binding
Source: RefSeq, a predicted model, not a curated record
AAGUAAUGUUUGACAGCUGUUGCGACUUGGUCGUUUGCUUUCGUGUGUCGUGCGAACUAAAAGUUAUUCAUCAAAAUUCUUGAUUUUGCGCCCGUCACCAGCCCUGAACUUCUGGUAACUCGUUAUGUUAAACAGUGCAGUUGAUAAUGUUUAUGUUUCCGCCCAUCUCGAAGAAUCUGGCAGUCAGUACCAAAUAUUGGUGAGCGAUUGUUGUGAGUUUUGAUGGUAUCUGCUGCCUUUGGUUUCUAUCCGAUUAGAUUGUGUGAAAAUGGCAAAAUCGAUUGAUGGUUAAAGUGCGCUCGUACCUCUAUUAUGGGUGCAAAAAGCGAUAGAAGCCAUAUUUCAUAGUGCUAAAAGAAUGUCGCCCUAUCUCUUAAUGGCCUAAUGGUGUUAUCAGUGUCCUGGUUUAGUGUCAACGUUUCCAGUAGAAAGUGAACCUACAAGUCUAUAGUGUUUCAGCGGCAGUAAAUUAGUGUAUGGCGUGAAACCAAAAUCUGGGCGUCUACUGUCACCUGCUGAGGCACCCACGAUAGCAGUGAAUGGUCGCAAAAGUUUUUAUCGUGUCUAAAAGGUGCAAACAAGCAGCGAAGAAGCAUCACAAGUUUUGGUGAAUCAGUCAAACAACUGUGGAAAGCGCAAUGGAUCUGGCGAACCUAUUCCUGUUUUGUCUGAUGUCGUGCGUGAUUGGCGCCGUACUGAUGCUGCUGAUACAGUAUUAUGCCUUUGUGCGGUACUUCCACCUGCCUGAGUUGGGCCGGGAGCAGGAGGAGUACCGGAAGUCGGCCUACAGCGAACCAUACGUGCUACCGGAUACGCUUCUGGCCAACAUUAAAGCACCUGACGCGGAAAGCAAAUCCACCAUCAUGGCCAUCAACUUGAUUCUGCAGUUCCUGUAUUUCGAGCUGCGGCACUCAAACCGGGUCCGUAAGUGGUUUCAUCGGAAGCUUUCGCUGGAAUUGGACGAACUUAUCAGCAAAACAACUACCGGGAAGCUGUUUGAUAAACUUUCGAUUCGAGACCUGGACCUGGGGAGUCAGUUUCCCGAGAUUAAAAACAUUCGACUGCACAACGUCGAGCUUCAUCCGGACGAGGGGCAUAUUGAGAGUUUAGAUGUGCUGCUGGAUUUGCACUACGUGGGUCAUUUUCGGCUGUCGAUCGACGCCGACAUGGUGCUGGGAAAGAAGGGAUCCCUCUCAGUUAAAGUGAAGCAAGUAUCCGGGAUUGCUCGAUUGCAGUUUACUCGUAAACCAUAUACCCAUUGGUCGUUGAGCUUUGUUGGCGAUCCAACGGUCGACCUUGAAGUCCAAUCACAGUUCCAGGGUCGCCAGAUGCAAUCAAAUGUGACGAGCCUGAUUUCAAACCAAAUCCGCAAAGCGAUCAGACGAAAACACACCUUGCCAAAUUAUAAGCUAAGAUAUAAGCCGUUCUUCAACCGCGUGGAGGAAGACUACGAUCUCAAUGAAAUUACACCGAACGGAUCAUUGGAAGUUGUAGUAGAAGAAAUAUCACGGCUGAAUGCCCCUUCAAGGUUGUCCCAUGUGUAUUGCACAGUCACUUUGGCUCACAUGCCAUGGGUGUUAGCACGGCAACAAGAUGACAACAAUAUGAUCGUUUCCUUAGAUUUGGAAAUUCACAAAGCUAAAAACCAACAAAUCGGUAUAGUAUUUAAGCAAUCCGAUCAACUGGUUAUCAUCGAAGCCGUUAUUCCAAACACUCCCGCUUCAAAGGCUGAACUCAAACGAGGCGACGUAUUACUUUCCAUUCAGGGAAAACGCGUUUCCACCAUCAAUCAAGUUGCUAAAAUAAUCAAAGCCCUGAACAGGCCAAUGUUCAUUCUACGAAUUGAACGAAUAGUGUCUGGUACCAUUAGAAAUGACGGCCUAAUUGACGACCUCGAUGAUUUCGAAGAAAUUGAUCCCAAUCUGAACAUUACAUUCACCAAAAAUGUAGAUUUGGUUCAGAUUGGUACUGCCGGGAAGGAAAAGCCGAAGUUAUCUCGCAAAAAUUCAAAAGACAGCGGAGGGGAGUCCAGUCAUUCCAACACACCAGGAACGACUCCCGUAAAACGGUCUGAUGCCGCGAAGGAGCAGAAAAAAGAUGAUACUCCGGUCAAACGUGCAGCCGAUGUUGGCACUACACCAAGUGAUAGCUUCCCUCAGCACUCGUCAAUAGAUUGUGAGUUCAACUCAUUCAUUCGUAUGGGUGACUUAUGCAGCUUCCAGUUGAUGGAGAAGUUCUCCUACAUGAACGUUAACGUUUUCGGAAAAAGCAAUGAGGAGCAUCGAUUGUUAGGCUAUUUGAACAUUCCUCUGAGCAGUAUUUUGAUAGAAUGUAGCGAAUCUCUCUUAGGUCAUCAUCUGAAAAAAUAUUCUUUGUUACCACCGGAAGCAGUUGAUGUAUCGAAUCAUCCAUUGUCCAUGCAGUCCGGAUUUGAUCAAAAUUAUUGCUACGGUGACAUCUUACUAUCAUUUGUUUGGAGUGGAUCAUCCGUCAGUAGUGCAACAUCAAUUAAAAACAGCACGGAGAACAUAAAAAAGCUCAAGCUCAUUAGCAUAAGCAAAGGAUCAGCGGAUAAGGCUGACGAAGACAAAACUGACGGCAGCACAGAUCCUAAAACGCCAUCUACUGCCUCGGCAGUACAAACCCAUGACUUCAUUCGGACUCAUUUCCAUCGUACAACGCAAUGUGACUAUUGUGGCAAAAAGAUCUGGCUCAAAGAUGCCGUACAAUGCCGGGAUUGUGCCAUGUGUUGCCACAAGAAGUGCAUUAACAAAUGCCAGAGUUCAACGGUUUGUUCGGCUAACGAAGUUGCCACACAAUCAGCCUCAGUUCCAGGGCCAGAAUUUCGUGUAACGGAAGCCGAAUCACCCACCAUUGAGGUGGAUGACUUCGUCGACAUAGUCGAAGAGCAACAGCAAGCAAAGUCCCGUUUGGAAUCCCACCGACAGAGUUUUAGUGAUUUGUUAGCACAAGGAUUGAAGCGUGUUAAUUCGGCGAACAAUCUUGCGAUACCCAUGGUAUCUUCUCUUAAUCAGAGCAGUAAAAGUUUGCCACCUACACCACAGCAUACCCCUCGCAAACAAUCCCUGGCAAACGUGAACGCAAACCCAUUCGCGAUUGUUGCUCAGAAGCUCGAGAACUUGCCGGAAAAUAUUGGCGAGUUUCAGAUGGAUCAGAUUGUGGACCUCACAGAACCGUUGAUCGAGUAUGGUUCAUCGGACACGCUCAUGGCGCUAGCCAAGAGUACAAGCAAAUCAAUCUACGCCGACUUGGAGCCGGACCAGCGAACCGAGAAGAUCAACAAACUGCUUUCCAAGCUGCAUAUAGCAUUGGAUUGCGAAACGCUCAAUCAGUCGGCAUUGAGCGCAACAAAGGAAGGCGUGACAAAAGAUGAGGGAAAAUCCAAACCCAGUAGCACCCAGCAAGUCGACGCUACCCGAUCAGCGUUCCUCACCGGCCAAUCGGAAGAACGGGUUCAAGCGCUGAGUGUCAUCAUGCUGCAUCUUUGCUCCGGACUGCAGCACGCCCAGGGUAAUCUGAACCAAUGAGAUUAGCGAUUGCUUCGUCAACUCUCGCUAGGAUCUCUGCUAGAACCAUCCGCGCUGAUCGGGCUUCUACCGGAGGAUUUUUUGAUGGAGGAGUACGAAGCAGACCAGCUACUACGAUUCGGAAGAAGUCCUUCCCCUUGCGGUGGUAGUAAUAGUAGCACUGUCGGAGGGCGGAAAAGUCCAUUCCGUUCCAGGAGGCUCACGUCUUGUCGGAAGCGGGCUAUCGGACUUUUCCAGCGCUCUGCUAGUGUUAGUAGUGGUAGCGCCAGUAGUGCCAAGAACAACACCAACCGAUGGCUUACCCCUACCUACAAGGACACUUGAAUCGACGGAGGACAUAGUGAUCACAUUUGACCCAUAACAGACUGAUUGUUGACGAUCACACGCAUCACACAACAUUAUUCUACUUAGCACAAUACACAAUAGCCAUUAGCAUGCUAUAGCUGCAAGAUACCACAGUUAGUUAUUGUAAACCUAGUGUCAACACCAAGCAAGUAUUUUAGUAGAGCUCAGCUGACAAAACCCCAUUUUAAGAAAACAACCAUCAAUUGUAGAAUUAAAGCCCAACCCGUUUGAAUCGUAGGUUUUUACCACCUAGCUUAGCGUAGAUCAAAGAAUGUUUUAGCUGGUAUCAAGGUUUGCACACAUUUCGGCUACAUCGAAUUAAAUAUCAAUCCAUACCGUAACGCAGGUAAACCGUGCUCCCUCAAAGCCCCCCGACAAAAACCGUAUCAAUAGUACUAGCCGCACCAUGACCAGUCAUAAAACUACAACCGCCGUGUGAUCCUAAUGUUAGAUUGUAUACCGAACCGAGUCCUUUGUUGCCACUGUGUCGUCGUCUGUUGUAGCUGCCAUCGACUCUCUCUUUCUAUCUACUCAAAUCUUCAUUCUCAAACCUCAGGUUCCAACGCAUCGCCGUGGGAAAAGGAACUGUAUGGCCGGAUAAGCGCGGGACUUCCCUGGGAGUCGUUUUUCUAGCAGAACGGUUAUCAGUUACUAGGGACAACAGUGAAAGACAAAACGGUAUUGACUAAACAACUACCUAUUUAUCGUGUAACUUACAACAAACUCUCCAUCUGUGUGAUUUUCUAAAGUUUUAAGGGCUGAUUUUAAAGUAGCAAGAAAUAACGUAGUAGAGUUAUUUAUAUUGUAAUUUUAAGAUUCUGUUAGAUGCUGUAACACUAAAAAGGCACUGCUUGGGUUGUGUUGAUUGAAUUUUGGACUGCUUAAAUAGUGAGUAUCAAGGAAGGGUGGUUCUCAACCUUUAGAUUUUUUAUCAAAUAAUUUAAAAUAUAAAAAAUAACAUUAUUUAUCUGUAGGGUAAGCGGUCACAGGAUAGUAAAAACUAUUUACAAACAAUUAUAAUUAGAAACAAAAACAGCGUUCUUUAUGUGACUUACUUUUAUACGUGUUUUCUGUAAAUGUUGAAAAAAAGAAAUUUUGAUUUUUUUUAAA